UGCCCGCCAGACCCUUGCGGUGUGGCUCAGCAUGCAGACGUACUGUGUCGUGGCGGCGGUGUUGGUGGCGUUGGCCGGCCUGGCCUCCGGCCAGGAGUUGGUGAGCUCCACCUGCCUUGGCUGCAUCUGCGAGGCCUCCACUGCCUGCAACACCACGCUGGGUUGCACGUCGGCCGGCUACUGCGGCCCCUUCCUCAUCUCGCGGGCCUUCUUCCUCGACUCGGAGCUGCAGCAGGAGGCUAACUUCGCUUCGUACUCGUACGAGUCGUGCACCUCCGACCCGUUCUGCUCGGCGGCCGUCAUCCGCAAGUACAUGGCCAAGUACCCGCGCGACUGCGACGGUGACGGCCUCAGAACAUGCUCCGACUACGCCAUGGUGCACAAGACGGGCCCCAACAGCUGCGCCAACAACCAGGCGGCACUGAACAGCGAGUACUGGAAGCGGUUCCUGGCCUGCCUCAGCUUCUACCCCAACGCUUAGAGCCGAGCGUCCGAACGCGGAAAGGAGCCUGGACGAGGCGGAGAGAGCAGCAAAGACGUGGCAGGAAAACGGCCGGGGGCCAAGACGUCGGCACGACGUCGACACACAGCCGGUGGUAGGGAGAGCGGCACGCUAGAGCGACGGAUCCGUGCGGCUCCGGUCCCCGAACGCUCUCCUGGGCCGGUGGACGAGUUCCGCUGUCGUUAUCGUGCAAUGUCUGCCGGGCAGACACGAACUUGUUGCAAAGAAACAGGGGCUGGACGAUGUCGGCUCAGCUGCGGUUCACGCGAUCAUAGCAUCCGGCAUGCUCUGUGAUUCUGUAAGCUGGUUUAUUGAUGUUUUAGACGAACCGACGGUAGAUUGUUACAUUGAUAUGAAUAAAUGUGCUGCACUCAGA
Molecule: messenger RNA, 878 nt
Organism: Pollicipes pollicipes
Lineage: Eukaryota; Metazoa; Arthropoda; Thecostraca; Pollicipedomorpha; Pollicipedidae
Product: lysozyme 2-like
Exons: 1
Coding region: 32-481 (149 amino acids)
Molecular function (GO): lysozyme activity
Source: RefSeq, a predicted model, not a curated record